Molecule: messenger RNA, 346 nt
Organism: Bemisia tabaci
Lineage: Eukaryota; Metazoa; Arthropoda; Insecta; Hemiptera; Aleyrodidae
Source: RefSeq, a predicted model, not a curated record
GAUUAGAGAAAUGGAUCCUGCCGUUUUCAAUUUUACGGAAUGGACGACUGCUGCUCAAAGGGACCGAUUCUCCCGACGAUCACAAAAUCCUCCACGGCUCCAAACUCAUCCUCAUGAUAUUGGUCAUUGUUGCUCACCGUGUCAUGGAGGGCUGCGUCAAUCCUGCCUUUACCAAUUGGAAUUAUUACGAAAACAGAAUCCAAGAGUUCAGCCUGUUUUUCGUCGGCUUGCCAGUUGUGGAUGUCUUUUUUUGCAUCUCCGGUUUCCUCACCUGCACAUCACUCGUCAAGCAAUUGGACAAGAACACAUUCAACAUUUGGACUUACGUAGCUAACAAACUUAUCAG